AGACCGGUUUCCGGUUCCUGCAGUACCCGAUUAGAUAGUUUUUAAAAUUAUAAUAAAUAAGUUUAUUAGCGUUAAUUUGUCUUUUACUUAAAAGAAACAUAUCAAAAAUGAGUCUCAUUAUAACAAACAUCCUCUUGUUAUUGACCAUCUCGUGUUCGGCAUUAAAGGAGGCUGAUUUAAAUAUAAACGAAAAAAAUUUUCAAGACGGCAGAAAUCGCUUCGAAAUGUACAAAAGGUAUACGGACUUUGACAGUCCUGAAUAUAGCGAAUGCUAUACUGAUGCCUUAGAAUCACUUAAUAUUGGAUGUAAAUACUUAACUGAUGAUAUACAACAUAGACUGGCUUUCAAAUUUUUUGAUUGUUUCCGAGAGAAGUUGGGAAGAGAUUUAAUAAAUUGCAAAGAAGAUGAAGAUAUCAAAGAUUGCUAUAAGAGAGUGGGAAAGGAUUCCGAUUAUACCGAUUUCUUUACUCACACGAACAACAUGUGCUACUUUCUUCAAUCUCAAAUCUGGUAUAGAAAUGUGAAUAAGGCAACUUCACGACUUAUCGAAAAAUCUCAAGACAUUGGUCAACAGCUUGAAGAUUCUCGACUAAAACAGAAAGAAUUAAUUGAUCUUCAAGAAAAGCAAAUUAAUAGUGGAAAAGAAGUAAAAUACCUUAUUGAAACAGCAGGAGACGGGGUAUCAAAGCUUAUGACUGACUUUCGUGAAAAUACCUUCGAGCAGAGGAAUAUGAUUGGAGAAAUCUUUGAGAAAAUAUCUUCGUUCCAACGUCUCUUCUUUACUGAGAGCUCUUGGUUAUACUCAAUGGUAUAUUAUUCCGCAACAAUGUUCUUAUCCUAUCUAUUAACGUCAACGAAGAAAACUAGCUCCUCAAGAUUUUGGAUAUUUUCAAUUUUCAUUAUGGGUCUUAUGAGCGAAUAUUUUUUAACUUACAUAUCAAAUUCGGGACUCAUUUUCGAUUCUCAUGUACCUGAAAUUUUCCAUAAGAAAAUAAGCUUUAUCCGUGGUAUAUUUGCAAGUGUAGCCAUUAUCGUAUGGGCGAUUAUGGCAUAUAGAUUUCAAGACAUGGAUAAAGUCAAUAAUCAACUACUAUUAAAGAUUCAAGAACAGAAUGAGCAAUUAAAAUUUCUGCUUCAAAAUGGCAGAAUUUCCAAUGGACAUAUUUCUAGUGAACAUAAUUUUGUUUUCGACACACCGGAGAAAUUAAAAAUUAGUAAUGUUGUAGAGCAUCAUGAAGAGGAAGUUGAGAAAGAAGCUGCCUUGGAUGAAGAAGAAGAUACUGGCGAGUCCAGUUCAAGCGAUGAAGAAGAUCCAACUAUUAGCUUUUCGUCAAGCAGUAACCGCUCGACUCCCUCGUGCAGUAGAGCGUCUACUCCAUUCUCUUUCAUCGACCAGGAGGAAAUAAAAUCCCUGACGGAAUCAACUCCUAUGAGGCAACUGGCCAAAGAAGCUAAACUUCAAAAAAGAUGGUCUUCACCCGUAGACAAUAGCUCAAGCCAUAGAUACAACUUGCGUCGGAGGACAUCGAUAAACUAUAGGGAUAUGCUUACGGGAGAAUCCGACAGAGAAUUUAGAAAGAGAAUUCAAGAAGCUGCAAAGAAAUCGUACGAAAACUCUCAAGAAUUUCGGAAGCGGUUCAAAUAA
Dimorphilus gyrociliatus is the source of this 1646-nucleotide messenger RNA. NCBI's taxonomy places the organism in Eukaryota, Metazoa, Annelida, Polychaeta, Dinophilidae. The record is from the annotation of a GenBank genome assembly.